AUAUAAUGUUCGAGUUCGAAAUAAAGUGUGCGUAGAAAGAGAAUGGCGAGGUAGUUCUUUAUGUUGAUGGGAUAUUGUUUUCUUGAAUUAAAGUAAUUAAUUCUACAAUGGAAGAUAGCGUAACUGAAACGAAGAAAUAUUUGCUGAGCUCAAAACGUUACGCCAAUUGUAAAACUCGUAUUGGACCUGAGUUUCAAGCUGUGAUUCCUCAGAUGAAACGCGUAUUUGAAGAUGAAAUUCCAAACCCAAUGGGGGACAGAUUACUUUGGAAUCCAUACAGGAUUCCUGAAAAAGAGGUUGAUAAUUUUAUCAACGCUGUUCGGCCUUUCGGACACGAGGGCGUAGAUGAAGAAAAAGCACUUUAUUUGUUACACAACUGUGAUUAUAACCGUGAAGAAGCGAUGCGACGCCAGAAACUUUUACCACAUACUCCCAGACAGACUCUUUGGUCGGAAGAAGAAUCCGCGAGGUUUGAGGAUGGAUUGAACAAAUACGGCAAAGAAUUCAGUUUAGUGCAGAAAAUGGUUCGAACGCGAAGUGUUGAGGAUCUUGUAGAAUUCUACUAUCACUGGAAAAAAACUGAGCGAUAUGAUAAAUUUGUGAGUCCUGACAUGUCUGUUUUCGGAAAGUCGAAGUUCAGAAAGAAAGGAAACAGGAGGAGGGCCUAUAAAGUAAUAGAACACGCUGAAGCGAUAAUGAAUCGUUUGGAGAAAAAAGGCCUGAAUUGAAACGUUUGAAUCACUAGAAGAGAUACCAUUUUAUGUUUCUCCAAGAACACCAUUCUGAAGAACACAACUUCUGAAGAUUUGUUUAAAAUGUGCUGAACUUCACUAGUAGAGCAUGCUUACAUUGUUUUUGCUGUGUGUAUCUCUGCAAAACAUCAACAAGUGCCUCUGAACUUGAAAGUGUUUCAUUUUAUACAGUUAUGAAGUUAUAGAUUUUUAUUUUACCCUGAAAAAAAUGUUUAUAAUAUUAAACAUAGGAAUGUGAAAUGCAAAGAAAAUCAUAUUUUGAAUUUUGUUCAAUUCAUGUGUGGUAUCUCUUUUAAUUCUCCCCCCCCCCCCCCCCCCAAGCUACCUAUUCAUGGCAUCUUGCAAAUUAUACAUAACACUCAAUUAUGCUUUUCAUUUUGCCAAAUAAUUAUGCAGAUUAUAAAAGCGUUCACUGCGCUUAUUAAAUUUCACAACAAUUUUCAUGUCUCAUAAUUUUUAAUCUUCCUCUCAAUUUUUAUGUUUUAAAAUAAAAUUAUUUUGAGAUAAUAAAUAUUCCUUUAAGUAAGUGUAACCCUAUUUUCAUCUUUUGAAAUUAUUGCUAGUUUAUAUUCUUUUGAUAUGAUGUAAAUAAGUCAUUUUUUAAUUGCAGUUGCUUGCCUAGCAAAAUGCUAGACCAUAUGAGAAAUUUUAAGAUUUUAACUCUGACAAAGAUCUUGACCAGGUAGAUAAAAGAUGAGACUUCAGAAGUCAUUCCAUGCUUCAUUUUCAAGAGCAUUUUGUAAUAUCUUCUAUUCUGUUCAAUAGAUGUUCUGAUCUAUGUUCUUGAUUUAUAACUGGAUAUAAAAAAUUGCUUAUCUACUUGUCCAUCAUGAAAAUUUAUAUUUUAAAUCCAUAAAUAAAUAUUUAUGUCUUUAUUUAUGCCUAACUUAUGAUCGUUCAUUUUAUUUAUAUUUAACUUCUUUCAUUUAUUUAUUUUUAUAUUUUAAGAUUGAAAUUGUUUAGGCCAGGGGUUCUCAAGCUUUUUCUACUCCUUGCACCCUUUGAAGAAUUAGAAUGUUGCCCCGGCACCCUUGUCCAUUCGAAUUAUUAGGUUAGGUAAGUGCACUAAAUAAGGCCUUCCUAGCGACUAUAACCUAAUAUCUCUCAUAUUUAUGAGUGAACUGUCCCCAGCUCUCUUUUUUUCAUCAAAUGAUGCAUAAAAACAUGAGGAAAAAUAAAAGUAAGUGAAAUUUUUAGUUUCAGUUAUUUUGUCAGUAAUUUUGACAAAGAAAGGCGACUUGAUCUUAUCAGGAUCAUGGGUCCAUAAUAACGGCAAUUUUCACUGAAAGCCUACUUUGAACUGCAACUUAAAACGCUUUUUACUCAAAACUUGAAAAUAUCCACUUACAUCCCUUUGCUUCACACUGCCUUAUUUGAUAACCUGAAAAACAUUACCAAAAAAACCAUGUUUUUUUCAUGGAAAAGAGAAAGAUUAAUAAUUAUAUUCAGGGCACCUGCUAAUUUCCGAUUUUCUUUUUAUUUUUGAAACUCUUGCGCACAGUUCAUGCAUAUAUGUGCAGCACUGGAUCAUAUCCUCAAUCCGAUGCUCCAGUGUCACAUUAUAAGGACACCGGAGUGCGAAUAAAGCGACCCAUGGCCUUAGUGGGCUACACUCUACUUUUCUGGACUAUCAAAUUGCGAGGGAAAAUGACAGAACGACAUUUUUAUUUUCCAAUUCGUCAAAUGGAUAAAGUGGCCUUCAAGAACAAUUGUCAGCUUUUUAUGUCAUUAAACUAUUUUGAAUUACAAAGAAGUAAAACUAGCUGCAAAAUAAUAUCAGUUAAUUUUGACAUCAGACUUUGUGGUAAUUAAAAACUGUUUCUUGAUAACACUUUAUCAUCAAGCUUUUCGAUGAUGACGAAGUCUCAAUCUAGCAAAUUUUUGUUAUGCUACAGAAAAAAGUGGGGUGCCGGAUGGUCUUUCUGGACUACAUGUUCUUUUUUUGGAGCACCCAGAUAACAUGUAUAUUAAUACCGUUUAAGCUUCACGGCACUUCUCGCCUCUUCCUGCGGCACCCAGAACCCCUGUUUUAGGCAAUUUUUAGAAUGUAAAUUUAUUUGUAUUCGUUAUUGUAAAAAAUAUCUAUGCAUUAAAACAAAAAUAUCUUGGAACAGAGUAAUUUUGUCUAAUUAUUUGAAAUAAUAUUGAUAUAGCUAAAAUAAUAGGUAUAUUUUUUAUAGCUUAAUUGCACUAUUUUAAUUGGAAAAAAUUCAUUUCAUAAAACACAGUACAGGACCUUUUAUCCGGAUAUUCAGAAAACCAGUAAAAAUUUGCUAAAUCUUCUUUUCAUCAAAAAAAAAAAGCCAUUUUUUGCUCUUUAAAAGGGCCACUUUCUCGAAACAUCUGAAAAGAUAUUCUAUAUUCUGCGUAAAUCUGCACAUGAUUCAGGAAAUUUCAUGCAAAAGUGAGAAUUGUAGUUGAAAGGUAAAUUUUGAUACUAAAGCAAAAUUUCUGAAAAGUUUUUCAAACAAAACUUGCAAAAAACAUUAAAAAACAUAAAAUAAUAACGCUUAAGAAAUUAUUAGUACCAUUUUCCGCAACUUAUUUAUUCUCUGACUCUUAAUUAAAGCCCAAUAGAGUAAAAAUUAUAUGGGAAGAGCAAGAUUCCCUCCCAAAUAUUCUGUAAAUUUUUUGUUUGUAUGAAAUCUAGAGCUUAAAAAAAGAAAAACCUCUUUAAAUGACUGUAAUCCAGCUAAAAGAACUAAAAAAAGCAAAAAGGUAUUGAUAUUCAAUGUAAAAGUAACAUUCAACAGACAUCUUAAUUGCAAAAACAAAGCUUAAAAAAAUGAUCUGUUUUCCCACUAUUGCAAAGAAUCACAUAUUUUAACCGAUUACUUGCAUUUCAUUUUCCUUACGAAACAUUUAUUGACAAAAACUUUAUUUAUUUGUUUUGCGAAUGAUUUAAAUUUCAGGCAUUUAAUUGCUUUUUUCUUUUGAUACUUUUAAAUCUACUGUUCUUUACUGAUAUCUUCUGAUUUUCAAAUGCAUUACUAUUUAUUAUUGAAAUUAGAGUUCUGGUAAUAAUCUGUGAACAACUGAGAAAUUCAGAUAUCCGGAUAAUUAGUUUCUAAUGUAGUAACGGAUGAAAUGAAAUUUUUUUCACAUAUUCUAUUUCACUUUUUAAAAUGUUACAUGAUAAGGAUAACUUUUAAAAAUAAUUCAAUUGUCUAAAUAAUUAGAUGGUUAUGUAUUGGCAUAAUUCAUGUAUUGUAAGAAGUUAUAAAACGUUGCAACUGAAUGUUAAUAUUUAAAAGAUUUUUCUGUUGCUG
Molecule: messenger RNA, 4021 nt
Organism: Uloborus diversus
Lineage: Eukaryota; Metazoa; Arthropoda; Arachnida; Araneae; Uloboridae
Product: mesoderm induction early response protein 2-like
Exons: 2
Coding region: 108-728 (206 amino acids)
Biological process (GO): negative regulation of transcription by RNA polymerase II
Cellular component (GO): nucleoplasm
Molecular function (GO): histone deacetylase binding; transcription corepressor activity
Source: RefSeq, a predicted model, not a curated record